Messenger RNA from Peniophora sp. CBMAI 1063, 1038 nucleotides. Lineage: Eukaryota; Fungi; Basidiomycota; Agaricomycetes; Russulales; Peniophoraceae. The record is from the annotation of a GenBank genome assembly.
AUGGCUGGCUCAGGACGUUCCAUCGCGCGGGCAUAUCCGAACGUCAAUGCCACACUCGGACCAUCCUGGUACGAAUACGAUGCUGUACAGGUACAGUGGGGAUACCAGGAAGAUUAUGAGAUCGUUCGCAAGGUCGGCCGUGGCAAGUACUCGGAGGUGUUCGAAGGCGUGUGCAUCGUGACGAACGAGAAGUGCAUCAUCAAGGUGCUCAAGCCGGUCAAGAAGAAGAAAAUCAAGCGCGAGAUCAAGAUCCUUCAGAAUCUUGCAGGAGGGACAAAUAUCAUCACUCUCUUAGACGUUGUGCGCGAUCCGAUAUCGAAGACGCCCAGCUUAAUUACCGAAUACGUCAACAACACCGAUUUCAAGACGUUGUAUGCCCGCUUCUCUGAUUACGACGUCCGAUACUAUAUGCUUGAACUCUUGAAGGCACUGGACUACUGUCACUCCAAGGGCAUCAUGCACCGGGAUGUCAAGCCGCACAACGUCAUGAUCGACCAUGAGCGCCGUCAAUUACGGCUCAUCGACUGGGGCUUGGCUGAGUUCUAUCAUCCCAGCACGGAGUACAAUGUUCGCGUGGCAUCGAGAUGCUUCAAGGGACCCGAACUACUCGUCAACUUCCAUGACGCCGAGUAUGACUACAGCUUGGAUCUUUGGAGCUUCGGUUGCAUGUUCGCUUCGAUUAUAUUCAGGAAGGAGCCGUUCUUCCAUGGGCGGGACAACUAUGACCAACUCGUGAAGAUCGCAAAGGUGCUCGGCACUGAUGAUCUGUUUACGUACGUCGACAAGUAUGACCGGGAUCUGGACCCACAGUAUGAUGAGAUCCUCGCUCGAUACCCGCGUAAGCCGUGGACACGAUUCAUCACGUCUGAGAAUCAGCGCUAUAUCUCAAACGAGGCCAUUGACCUCCUCGACAAGCUCUUGCGCUACGACCACCGAGAACGAUUGACGGCGCGGGAGGCACAAGCACAUCCAUACUUCGAUGUGGUCAAGCAGAUAGCUGCGGAAGGCGCAGAGAGUGGGCUCGAAAGCGACGCUUAG